Molecule: messenger RNA, 4846 nt
Organism: Toxorhynchites rutilus septentrionalis
Lineage: Eukaryota; Metazoa; Arthropoda; Insecta; Diptera; Culicidae
Gene: Nc73EF
Product: 2-oxoglutarate dehydrogenase complex component E1
Exons: 11
Coding region: 276-3470 (1064 amino acids)
Biological process (GO): tricarboxylic acid cycle
Cellular component (GO): oxoglutarate dehydrogenase complex; mitochondrion
Molecular function (GO): thiamine pyrophosphate binding; oxoglutarate dehydrogenase (succinyl-transferring) activity
Source: RefSeq, a predicted model, not a curated record
AGCGGCGCUCGGGUCUGUGCAGUCUGUGUCAGUCUAAAGCGACUUCCACUCCGACGCAGUUUCUUAGUCGCUCUCGAGCUGUCGUCGCGCGAAUACACGGAACAGUAAACGGUACAAUUUUCCAUAGGAGAGGCGACCGUGAGAUAAGAUCCAGUACCGAGAGAAAGCGAACAGGAAUCAAAUUCAAAAUUGUUAUUCUGUAAAUCUCCACAAUAAGCCCACUGUAUUUUUCGGGCUAGGAUUUCAGGAAAGACUUUCAGCAAAAAGAAAUCGAAAUGCAUCGUGCAAGGACGGCUCUUCAGAUCAUCAAUCACCCGAUUGGGCAGCAGAAUUUCGGCUCAUGGCUAAUCCGGAACCCGUCAUCGAAGCUUACCAACGAACUGGUAGCUGCUUCCUCUGUAAAACUUUACAACUCUGCAGCAGCGGAACCUUUCCUCAAUGGAUCGUCGUCCAAUUAUAUCGAUGAUAUGUACAACGCCUGGCUGAGGGAUCCUGCUUCCGUUCACGCCUCCUGGGAUGCCUAUUUUCGUAACAAUUCGUACGAUGCCCCUCCGUCUUUGGCUCCCGCCCCAAGAAACCACAUUCCUGUAUCUCAGUACCUUGGUGGAUCUCUGCCUGCUGUUUCCGGCGCCAGUGCCGCUGUCGGCGGUCGCAUCGACGACAAGCUGAUCGAUGAUCAUUUGGCUGUGCAAGCCAUUAUUAGAAGUUACCAGUCUCGUGGCCAUCUGGUAGCGGAUAUCGAUCCGCUGGGAAUUAUCAAUGCCGAAAUCCAGAGAGAUACGGACAAUAAUCUGCGGGCGAACGAAAAAGUCACUCGAACUUAUAUGAAUUUCGAGGAAUCGGACAUGGAUCGCGUGUUCAAACUUCCGAGCACCACCUUCAUCGGCGGCAAGGAUAAGUUUCUUCCCCUGCGGGAUAUCCUCAGCCGAUUGGAGAAAGCUUACUGCAACAAAAUCGGAGUCGAGUUCAUGUUCAUCAACUCACUGGAACAGUGCAACUGGAUUCGCGAACGGUUCGAAACACCCAACAUCAUGAACUACUCGAACGAAGAGAAACGACUGAUUCUGGCGCGUGUGACCCGGGCCACCGGAUUCGAGGCGUUCCUCGCGAAGAAAUUCUCCUCGGAGAAACGUUUCGGUCUGGAGGGCUGCGAGAUUAUGAUUCCCGCGAUGAAGGAGGUGAUUGACGUUUCAACCAGACUCGGGGUGGAAUCGAUCAUCAUGGGGAUGCCGCAUCGUGGACGGCUGAACGUGUUGGCUAAUGUGUGCCGCAAGCCGUUGAAUCAGAUUUUCACCCAAUUCGCAGGACUGGAAGCCGCUGAUGAUGGUUCCGGUGAUGUGAAGUAUCAUUUAGGUACGUACAUCGAGCGUUUGAAUCGUGUUACAAACAAGAAUAUCAGACUGGCCGUUGUCGCUAAUCCAUCACAUUUGGAGGCUGUUGAUCCUGUUGUACAGGGCAAAACCCGGGCGGAACAAUUCUAUCGUGGUGACGGUGAGGGUAAGAAGGUUAUGUCCAUUCUGUUGCAUGGUGAUGCUGCUUUCUGUGGGCAAGGAGUCGUAUACGAGACAAUGCAUUUGUCCGAUUUGCCGGAUUACACCACCCAUGGUACGAUCCAUAUAGUAGUGAACAACCAGAUUGGCUUCACUACCGAUCCUCGACAUUCGCGUUCUUCGCCAUACUGUACUGAUGUUGCGCGCGUCGUGAACGCUCCUAUCUUCCACGUCAACUCGGAUGAUCCAGAGGCCGUUAUGCAUGUGUGUAAAGUAGCUGCUGAGUGGCGUGCUACCUUCCACAAAGACGUCGUUAUCGACAUCGUUAGUUAUCGCCGCAAUGGACACAAUGAAAUUGAUGAGCCCAUGUUUACACAACCACUUAUGUACAAGAAAGUUCGCGGUACUAAGCCUGUUUUGGAUAUCUACGCAAAUCAACUCAUUUCUGAAGGCGUGGUUACCGCUGAGGAAGUUAAGAGCGUCAGGGAUAAAUAUGACAAGAUUUGCGAGGAAGCUUUCGAACAGGCUAAAAAUGAGACCCACAUUAAGUACAAGGAUUGGAUUGAUUCACCAUGGUCUGGAUUCUUCGAGGGCAAAGAUCCGCUGAAAGUUGCUCCUACCGGUGUUAUCGAGGAAACCCUGGUUCACAUUGGUAAUCGGUUCUCUUCACCGCCCCCCAAUGCCGCUGAAUUCGCCAUACACAAAGGUCUGAUGCGUGUCCUGGCUGCCCGAAAGGAAAUGGUUGAUAACAAGACGGUUGAUUGGGCAUUGGCUGAAGCCAUGGCUUUCGGAUCCCUUUUGAAGGAAGGUAUUCAUGUUCGACUGUCAGGUCAAGACGUUGAGCGUGGUACCUUCUCUCAUCGUCAUCAUGUACUGCAUCAUCAGACCGUCGACAAGGCCACAUACCGGCCGCUAUGUCAUUUGUACCCCGACCAGGCACCAUACACAGUGUGCAAUAGUUCACUGUCUGAGUUCGGUGUUCUUGGAUUCGAGCUUGGCUACUCAAUGACUAAUCCGAAUGCCCUCGUCAUCUGGGAGGCCCAAUUUGGUGACUUCAACAACACUGCUCAGUGCAUCAUUGAUCAGUUUAUCUCGUCUGGCCAAGCCAAAUGGGUUCGCCAAAGUGCCCUUGUCAUGUUGUUGCCUCACGGUAUGGAAGGCAUGGGACCAGAGCACUCAUCCGCACGUGUAGAACGUUUCCUGCAAAUGUGCUCAGACGAUCCGGACUAUUUCCCCCCGGAAUCGGAAGAAUUCGCAAUUCGCCAACUGCACGACAUCAACUGGAUUGUUGCCAACUGUUCGACACCAGCAAACUAUUUCCACAUCAUGCGUCGGCAGAUUGCUUUGCCGUUCCGCAAACCAUUGGUCCUGUUAACGCCCAAAUCGCUACUGCGUCAUCCAGAAGCCAAGAGCCCCUUCAGUGAGAUGACGGAUGGAACCGAGUUCCAGAGAAUUAUUCCGGACGCUUCCGCUGCCUCGGAAAAUCCAUCCAAGGUAAAGAAAUUAAUAUUCUGCUCUGGACGCGUGUACUACGACAUUCUUAAGGCUCGUCGUGAACGUAAACUUGACUCGGAGAUUGCCAUCAGUCGAUUGGAACAGAUUUCUCCAUUCCCCUACGAUCUGAUUAAGGCUGAAUGUGCCAAAUAUCCGAACGCCGAGCUAGUCUGGGCUCAGGAAGAGCACAAGAACCAGGGCUACUGGACAUAUAUUGAACCUCGCUUCGACACCGCGGUUAACUCAACCCGCGAGCUAAGUGUGCAAGAAAAGCUUGUGCAGCAGAAAUCCAGCCAGGGAUUCGAAAUCCAGCAGGGUAGCUUCAAUGCGCCAUCCGAAGGUAUCCCGAAAGGCCACAAAGUGAAGAUUUCAGCGAGACCGCUUAGCUACGUUGGCCGCCAUUGUGCAGCAUCGACCGCCACCGGUUCCAAGGCACAACACACGAAGGAGCUGAAGAACCUGCUGGACAACGCGAUGGCCCUCUAAACGGGCGACAUUUCCCUAUCCAACCAACCAACACAUACACAACACAAAUUUAAGUUUUAAUGCUACAAACUAUACGUCGUAACAAGAGAAUAAUAUCACUCAAUUGAAAAGAUACACAGUGCUACUGAAACUCUGCUUAGAUCUAGGUAUUUAUUCAUUAUGCAGUGAAAAGGUAAAAGCAAACGGUAUAUUUGAACCCAAGUAGAAGAAAAAUAGUAUUUAUUUAUAGACCUAUUUGACAAAGAAUUUAUCACGAUAAGGUGAAAUUGCUUUUUCAUUUGCAUAAGCAAAGCUGAUGCAAAAUGUAUGUUUCAAAUGUUUAUUGUUAGAAAAGUAGCAUAAUUGAAACAGUAGUUAUGUCGAACAAUUGAAGGAAUAAAUUGGGACACAUGCGAAAAUAUGGUGCCGAUGGUUUGAGGCUUCAUCUCUGUGUAUCACCCUAUGGCUUUAUUCGAGGUGCACAGUGUGGAGCUGACUGAGGGUGGUAGAAACUUUCCAAAUCUGAAGGUGCAAAAAUGAUAUUAAACAAAACCGAUCAGAGACAUAUGAUGGCUCGAUAGAGAAAGAAUACAGUCAGUCAUUUUAAUUUUUUUUUAAAUCAACCUUCAACAUUUUUGAAUGUAUCUAAAAUGCAAGUACUUUAUUCCACAGUCCUAACCACAAUCAUUAAUCAUGGGUAAGCACUUUUCGAACGCGUUGUGUCGGUUCGAAACAAGCGAAGUGUACCGUUAAGUUCCCUUACACAUCAUUUUUUUCUUAUUUUUCAAAAAUAUCUUUUCUAAUUUUUGUCAUGAAACUGAUUCGUAGUUUUGAGUAUUACAAUCUGUCGAUAGAGCGGAUUUAUUUUUGUCAGGAAUUUAAAAUUUUGGAAUUGCUAUAAAAAAAUAAACGGAUGAAACAAGAAAUGCGUUUUAGUGACAUAUCACUUUUUUCCAUUAUUUAUUUUUGCGUUCAUUUGAUUCAAUUUUUUGCGACAAACUUCGUCAGACAAAAAUUAUGAGGAAAUAAGUGAAGUUUAACACUGAAAACCAAAAGUCUUAUAUAUGAUAGAUUUAUCCAGAAAUGUACACUCUGUACAACAGUGAAUUUUAUUGAUUGGGUAGAUACAUUCAACUAGAGAGCUGACAUUUUAUGAAGCAAACUUAGAUGAAAUAAGCAUACCGUAAUAAUAUACACAUUCUCGCAGCUCCAAAAAAUAAACUGUACUAUAAACUACUAAUAACAAACAUAAUUACUUCUGCGACCACUGUGUAUAAAAUAUGUAUAUUUUUGAGAUAAGCACAUACAUCGUUGAAACAUUUGCACAUGAUAAACUUGUUAUAAAAACUUGAUCGCACCAAAACAAAAGUGAUAUUAUAUCAGUUAGAUGCUCUGAA